Eutrema salsugineum is the source of this 1590-nucleotide messenger RNA. RefSeq lists its product as uncharacterized. The record is from RefSeq and is a predicted model, not a curated record. The coding region runs from base 1 to 1590 and encodes 529 amino acids. The transcript has a single exon. Lineage: Eukaryota; Viridiplantae; Streptophyta; Magnoliopsida; Brassicales; Brassicaceae.
AUGACGAGUGCUGAAGUUUCGAUCUUUUCAACUAUUCUCGCUGAAAUUGAACAGAAUCCAACAAUAUUGCAGAAGCAAAAGAAUCUGAGCGCUGAAGUUUCAAUCUUUACAACAGUCCUCGCUGAUAUUGAUGAAGAGAACCCAACGAUUCUGCAGACGAAGAACAAGAAGUUGAAGAAGACCAGAAGAAGAGGAUCAAUGAAGAAGACCCCAAUUGACUUCACUCGUACGGUACCACAAACCCUAACCGAUUUAGAUUUGGUCGACAUUCUCAAUCGAGAAUUAAAGAUUCUGAAAUCUGAAAUGGAGACUAAAGGUCAAACGAGUGAUCGAUUUGUGUCUCGUAACCCUAGUUACGGUAGAGAAUGUGACUCUGUGCAAAACUGGAAAGCAGAACAACGUGAAGAAGUUAAGUUUCUUGCGGAUGAGGUUUUAGAAUGGAUCUCUAGGGGUGACCUGAAAUCCGAUAUGUCUACUGAUAAUGAAGAUUCUGUGUGCAAACCAGAAGAUGGUGACACUCUCGAGAAUUUUGAUGAGAUGUUAUCAACUAUGCUUGGAGAUGAAAACGAAGAGGUGAAUAAAGCAAAAGAAGGUGGUGAAAUUGAUGAGUUUAUUGAGAAGAUGUUAGAAAAGAUUGAGAGAGAUGGAAGUUACUUGGAGCGGAUUAAAGACGAGUAUCUGUUUGGAGAUUUUCUUGAGGAUCUGUUAAGAACUAAACUGAGAGAGAAAGCUGAGAAGGAAGAGAAGGAGAUUUCUUCAUGGAUCACUAAUGGAGACCUUGAAGCCGAACUCGGUGUUGCAGAAGAGAAGAAGGAAGAGAAACGAGAUACUAAGAAGAAGAAGAGUCCAGUGAAGGUGAAUUUGGAGAGGAGUGAACAAGAACCAACUGUGACUAAACGAGAUUAUUUCGGGUAUAAGAUACGGUUGUAUUUGAUUAAGAAACUGAGAGAAGGAAAAGAGAAUCUGAUGAAGAGGAGAGUGAAAGCUGCCAGAUAUGGACUGGAGUUCUCGUUGCUUGUGGCGGAAUAUAUGUUUUUGACACCUAAUGAGCUUCUUGCUAGUGAAAUUGAAGAUUACUGGAUCUGUCUAAAGCGAUUUGGGGUCAAUGGAGAUGCUAAGGGUACAAGUGUAAUCAUGGGAAAGCUCGAGGAAGUCUUUGAGAUAGUGAUUAGGAAGAAGGAGAACAAGAAGCAUCGUCAUGUGGACCUUCCUGAAUCUAUUCGUUUUGAUGAUUCUAUUCUUCUCUGCGUAGAUGCAAUUCAAAUCUUGGGAAAGAUUGUUUGGGCUCUGAGAAGAAACCAAUGUGAAAGACUCGAGCUUUGUGAUCUGGAUUCUCUGUUUGAAGAUUGCCAAAAGGUUUUGAUGAAGAUAGAGUUGAAGCUAGCAGAGAUGAAGCAGCGGAUACACAGAUCGGUUUCUGUGGAUGAUGAAUCGCUUUCGAAGUCAGUGAGGUUUGAUAGUUUGCUCAGAAGAGAGCUUAUGCUGAGGCUCAAUGCUGAUAGUAGAUUUGGGAGACAGAUGUUUGGAUCUUACUUAGUUGAGACAUGGACGUCUCUGUUUCAAGCGGAGGCAUUGCAUGCGACGGAGUAA